This is a messenger RNA of Drosophila biarmipes, 446 nucleotides long. RefSeq lists its product as uncharacterized. NCBI's taxonomy places the organism in Eukaryota, Metazoa, Arthropoda, Insecta, Diptera, Drosophilidae. The transcript has 3 exons. The record is from RefSeq and is a predicted model, not a curated record. Bases 127 to 339 code for a protein of 70 amino acids.
UGCAACUUGUUGCGCCGGUUUGCGCUUCUCAGUCUUCAUUCCAUUCUCGAGUCCCCCGGACGUCGACCUCCGACACGAUCUGCCAGCUGCUGGAAUAACUCAGAGCAAACAACACAACUCAUCACGAUGCCCAAUCCACUGUGGUUCAUCUUCUGGCUGCUGGUCUUCUGGUUCGUCUCCUUCUUCGUGGCAUUCUUCUGCGCCUUCUUCUACAUUUGGGUUUACGCAUUUGCCUCCUGCAUUCCCGCCCUGACGGGCAUAUCGGAAAUUCUGCUCCAGGGAGUGCAGUUUCCAUUCUACUGCGGCAAGGCCAUGUUGGAGGGCAAGCAAGCCUUCUAAGAGGGAUCCCACCUGCUUAACAAUACACUAAGUGCCUUACUUGUAACGCUUGUUUUCGAUCAUUUUACAAUUUUACAAAUAAAGAUUUACUAACUGAUAUUUAUAAA